Messenger RNA from Brettanomyces bruxellensis, 2064 nucleotides. RefSeq lists its product as uncharacterized. Gene Ontology annotation, molecular function: telomeric repeat DNA binding; double-stranded DNA binding; damaged DNA binding. Gene Ontology annotation, biological process: telomere maintenance; double-strand break repair via nonhomologous end joining; cellular response to gamma radiation. The coding region runs from base 1 to 2064 and encodes 687 amino acids. NCBI's taxonomy places the organism in Eukaryota, Fungi, Ascomycota, Pichiomycetes, Pichiales, Pichiaceae. The record is from RefSeq and is a predicted model, not a curated record. The transcript has a single exon. Gene Ontology annotation, cellular component: Ku70:Ku80 complex; nucleus.
AUGAAUUCGUCAUUUUAUGAUUUAGGGAGGGUUGGCUUUCUGAAACACGAUGGUAAAUCAGAUGAAGACGACAAUGAAGAACAUGAGUAUGAUGAGGCACACCAGGGCAUAAUAUUUGCCAUUCAAUUGACACCCACAAUGUAUGAAAAUCUCCAUGUAAUCUUUAGUAAUAUUUUGGAAUUAAUUGAAGAACUUGCCAAGUUUGCUCCAAACACUGGAUUAGGUUGUUACUUAUUCAAUUGCUCAAAUAGACCAGACGAGGAUGAAUUAUCAGGAUUAAAAGAAGAGGAACUCAGGUGGAGAAAGCAAUUGUUUAUGGAUAGAAGAGGUGUGUACCCUAUAUUUCGUCUUAGUGAUAUUAAUGCACAUCAAUUAGAAAAAAUGAACACGAUUAUUGAACAGUCAAAAUUGGAAGUUUCUGCAACUGAUGACAAAACAAACUCUUUUGAAGAAAUGUUUAAUUUAUUGAGCACAGAUCCCCUAAUCAACUCUGGAGAGCAACUAUCAUACAUUUUUAACCAGUGCCAUGAUGAUUUUGUAUAUGUUCCUCGGUUUGUCAAGGAAUACACCUACAGAAAGAUAUUUCUUUUUACUGAUUGCGAUAAACCAUUCAAUGGAUCUACAUCCACUAGAACGACGUUGCAGAACAUAAUUCAUGAUCUAGAUACGGCCAGGAUAAGGAUAAGUCCUUUCUUGAUUCCUACGGAUACGGGCAAGCAGUUUGAUUUGGCGGAGUAUAAAAUUCUCCUUGAAGUGGGCGAAAUCAGUAAUCUGGAUCAAAUUAAAGGACAGAAAACUCACUAUAAGCCAUCAAUAGAACAGAUAUCACUUGAGAAAAUCAGAGAAAAGAUCGAAAGGACCCAACAAUUGCGAAGAUCAGUGUUUGCAUGCUCAUUGGUGCUGAGUAAUACAAUGACGAUUUCAAUAAGAGGGUAUCGAAUUUUUUCAGAGUCUACCGUUAAACUUCCUGAACAUUUCUAUGACGAUCAAGGAAUAUACAAAGUCGUUCAUAUAAAAACCUAUAAGCUCGCAGAAACAUCCGGCGAAAUAUUAGAUAAGGAUAAAGUGGAAUUCAAGAAGGUUUUUCCUGUGCAAGAUCAGUUCAUAGAUAUUGACAAGGCCUUCUGGAAUGAAAUUCUUCAAUUUAACGAGAAACAUAAACCAUUGCUACGUGUCAUAGGAUUUAGAGAUUUACAAUAUUAUAAUUCAAGUUACACUAUAGGGAAGCCAAUAUUUGUUGUUGGAGAUGAUAAUGGAUCGUUCACGCACUCUAACAGGACAUUUUCAGCCUUAUACCAGGCACUUCUUCACAAAAACAAGAUGUGCUUGGUGUGGGGAAUGCCGAGAAAACUUUCAUAUCCAUCAAUGUAUUAUAUGAUACCCACUGAUAGCACAUUGGAAAAGAGUGUUCCAGAGGGGCUGAUGAUGAUCCAGAUACCAUAUAGAGACCAGAUUCGACUUCUUCCAGAUUACAUAACUGCUGUUUUAAAGCCGUACAAAGUACUCAAGCAGAAUUUGUUUGAGAGGUUAACUACAAAAUUGAAAAGGAAUGGAUUCGAUCUUUCAGCCAAUCCUCAAUUAUUAUGGCACUAUAAAGUUUUGGAAGACUUCAUACUACAGCGGGAAGUGGAAGAGCCUGAAGCUUUGGAAAGUCUUACUGAAGUCAGUAAUGCGGACAAGGAAGACUUGAGAAAACAAAUUAGAUAUGACACAAUGGAUGACAUGAAACAAAGGAUCGAAAAAACGCGGGACGAUAUUCGUAAUGAUUCAGAAAUAAUGAGUCUAGUGAAAAGUUUAAAAACCAUGCUUAAUGGUAUUGCUAACUACGAGGAAUUGCAUAAAAUUUCACGGAAUGAUGAGAAGGAUUUACCGCCAAGCAAGCGGACAAAGCUACUUACGGAUGAUCUUGUGAUUAAGGCGUGGAAAUUGGGAUCACUAACAAAAUUCAGUGCUCAACAGUUACGAGUUUAUAUAAAUUCGAAACCGAACUUAAUUGAGAAGGCUCCAAAAAAGGCAGAGAUGAUCCAAAAUAUAUCAGAAUAUCUAGAAAGAGCGGCUGAUUGA